Molecule: messenger RNA, 360 nt
Organism: Monoraphidium neglectum
Lineage: Eukaryota; Viridiplantae; Chlorophyta; Chlorophyceae; Sphaeropleales; Selenastraceae
Product: GMP synthase (glutamine-hydrolysing)
Exons: 4
Coding region: 1-360 (119 amino acids)
Biological process (GO): GMP biosynthetic process
Cellular component (GO): cytosol
Molecular function (GO): ATP binding; GMP synthase activity; GMP synthase (glutamine-hydrolyzing) activity
Source: RefSeq, a predicted model, not a curated record
AUGGGCGUCAGGAUCCUGGGUGACGUCACCGCGGACGACCGCCUGGAAGUGCUGCGGGCGGUCGAUGAGAUCUUCAUCGACACCAUCAGGGAGUUUGGGCUCUACGACCAGAUCUGGCAGGCGUUUGCGGUCUUCCUGCCGAUCAAGUCUGUGGGCGUGCAGGGCGACCAGCGCACGCACUCGCACGUGGUGGGCCUGCGCGCCGUCACCAGCGGGGACGGCAUGACGGCGGACUGGUACCCCUUCAGCCCCGAGUUCCUGCGCACAGUCAGCUCCCGCAUCUGCAACAAGGUGCGGUCUGUGAACCGCGUGGUAUACGACAUCACCUCCAAGCCCCCAGGGACCAUCGAGUGGGAGUAA